This is a messenger RNA of Scomber scombrus (Atlantic mackerel), 1487 nucleotides long. RefSeq names its product protein phosphatase 1, regulatory subunit 3B (gene ppp1r3b). The record is from RefSeq and is a predicted model, not a curated record. NCBI's taxonomy places the organism in Eukaryota, Metazoa, Chordata, Actinopteri, Scombriformes, Scombridae. Gene Ontology annotation, cellular component: protein phosphatase type 1 complex. The transcript is spliced from 2 exons. Bases 146 to 1030 code for a protein of 294 amino acids. Gene Ontology annotation, molecular function: glycogen binding; protein phosphatase 1 binding. Gene Ontology annotation, biological process: regulation of glycogen biosynthetic process.
CCAGCAGCGCGGCAUCUGUAGGUGUCCGGAGACGUUAUUUAAAUUUAUUUUAUUUUGAAGAUACUGAACGAAGUGGCGCGUGCUGUUCAAGUCUGAGGAUGGUCUCCAGGUAACCUGCAGGACACACCUGAAAACAACCCGACCAAUGGUUCACACGAGCAGCUGCAGUGUCCUCAGCGUGCUUCCUGCCACCAUGCCGAUCGACAUGGCGUUACCUCUGUAUCUGUCCAAAGAGGAGUUUGUCUACAGGACUCCUGAAACCUGCGAGCCUCCUCUGAGCUUUCAGCGCUCUCACUGUGUGGAACAGAUCCAACCCGAGGCCGACCGGUCCUCCACAAAAGACGACAGAAAAACCAAGAAGAAGGUGACGUUUGCGGAUCACAGAGGUCUGUCUCUAACCAGAGUGAAGGUCUUCUCCCAGUUCAACGAUCCCAUCGAUAUUCCUCUGAACAUCCAGGAGAUGCUGAACUCAGCGCUGUCUGUGACGGCUGAGGAAGACAAACUGGUGCUGGACUUCAGUCAGCCGUCCUCAGACUAUCUGCAGUUCCGUCAGAGUCUGGAGAGGAACUACGUGAGCCUGGAGCACUGCGUUCUGAAGGAGAAGUCGUUAGCGGGAACCGUUAAAGUUAAGAAUCUGUCCUUUGAGAAGUCGGUGAAGCUGCGAGUGACCUUUGACACCUGGAAGAGCCACACAGACGUAGCCUGUGAGUACAUGAAGGACACGUAUCCCAGCUCGUACAGCGACACUUUCUCCUUCCACGUCAGUCUGCCGGACGAGCUGCGGCCGCACCAGCGCAUCGAGUUCGCCGUCUGCUACAACGUGGACGGCUGCGAGUACUGGGACAGCAACCAGGGACGCAACUACCGGAUCCUCUGGUCCUCCAUGAGGAGGCGAGAUGAGACCGCCUGCAGCCACCACAGAGACUUCGGGAUUCAUUUUGACCGAUACGCAGGCCCCACCUGCUCACACGGGAUUCUCCCCGACUGGCCGAGCUACGCCGGCUACGAGAAUAUCGGCCCGUACUACUGAACAUCUGAACAGGUUUAUGUUAAACAGCAGGACUUCUGUCAUGUUGAUCUGCAUCAUGUUACACAGCUGCACUAUCUGCUGAUAUUAAAGCAGAAUAAGACAUCAGUGAAUCAUACAGGUGGAUUAGUUUUACUUUAGAGAAUGCUUUUAGUCUUUGUAAUGUUACUUAAUAAGUGUCAAAAGUGUCUUAGUGUCACAACCACCUUCAGCACUGUCUGUUGUUUGCAUGUUUUUUCCCCAAACCCUCCUCAGGUUCAGAGCUGCCCCCUUUUGAUCAGCUCAGUCUGCAGAUCAUGAAGCAAGACAAACAGAGUGAUCAUGAUUUCUGUUUUUAUAACUGCAGAAAUGACUCUGUGUGCAUGUUUUACUUUUAACAAUAAGAAAAUAUCUGAAAUAUCUACAAAUGUCCAUCAGAGUCAAAGGUGACGUCUUCAAACGUGAGAAAAGCAGCAAGUCU